AUGUCUAAAUUUACGAUUCUUCUACUAUGUCUCGUUACUUUAUUUCUCUGCACCAAGUCGUUCUCCGGUCAAAACGACGGCGUCCCGAGCAUUGAGUCCCCGCUUCUGAUCAAGAGGGAUCAACGGACGCCACUCGUUGCUACGGAGUUCGGAGAGAUAUCAGCCGUCCAGAUCGGCGGUGGAUACCAUAUUCAGUUCAUAACAUUGGAGCCAAAUGCAUUCUUGCUUCCUCUUCUUCUCCAUUCCGACAUGGUUCUCUUUGUUCACACUGGCAGUGGGAUACUGAAUUGGGUUGACGAUGAGAAAGAGAGGACGUUAGAGUUAAGACGAGGUGAUGUUUUUAGGCUACGUUCAAGCACAGUCUUCUACGUACAUAGCAACUUGGAGAGAGACCAAGUUCCCGAGAAACUUAAGAUUCACGCAAUUUUCGACGUGGGGGAGUGUUUACACGAUCCAUGUCUUGGACCGUACUCGAAUGUUAGAGACUUGUCAUUGGGAUUUGACGCGAAAACUCUCCGUUCAGCUUUUGCGGUUCCUGAGGUGCUUUUGGGGAAGGUAAGAGACGCGGAUAGGCCUCCGUUGAUCACAAAUGCUCUACCGAGAAACAGAACACAAGGGUUGGAGGAGGAGGAGACGUGGCAAACACGGCUUGUCAAACUCUUUGUAAGAGCUGAGGAUGUGGCUGAUCAUUUGGCGAUGAAACCUGUUGUUAAUAAGAAGAAGAAGAAGAAAUCAAAAGCGUUCAAUGUUUUUGACGCUGACCCGGACUUUGAGAACGCCAAUGGCCGGAGCAUAGUGGUUGACAAGAAGGAUAUGCAUGCUUUAAAGGGUUCAAGUUUUGGAGUUUAUUUGGUUAACUUAACCAAGGGAUCAAUGAUGGGACCGCAUUGGAACCCUCGUGCUUGUGAGAUAUCGAUUGUGUUGCAAGGGGAAGGGUUUAUUCGGGUUGUCAACCACCCAUCGUCCCAAGGCAAAAGCAACAACGAGAGUGAGAGUGAGAGGUUCAUGGUUAAGGAGGGGGAUGUUUUUGUUGUGCCACAGUUUCAUCCUAUGACUCAGAUGUCUUUUGUAAACGGGUCAUUUAUGUUUAUGGGGUUUAGCACGUCGUCGAAGAAGAACCACCCUCAGUUCCUAUUAGGGCAGACCUCGGUUCUUCAGGUAAUGGACCGAGAGACACUUGCCACGUCUUUUAACAUGAGGAAUGAGACGAUCGAGAGAUUGUUAGGAGCUCAGAAAGAUGGUGUGAUGUUGGAGUGUGUAGCUUGUGCGGAGGUAGAGCUUGAUCGGCUUAUGAGAGAGAUUGAAGAGAAGAAGAGACGUGAGGAGGAGGAAAUUGAGAGAAGAAGGAAGGAAGAAGAGGAAGCGAGGAAGAGAGAAGAAGAGAGGAAAAGGGAGGAAGAGGCAGCUAAGAGACAGGAGGAGGAGAGGAGGAGACGCGAGGAAGAAGAAACUGAGAGGAGAAGGAAAGAAGAAGAGGAGGCAAGAAAGAGAGAAGAAGAAAGGAAGAGAGAGGAGGAGGAAUCUAAGAAACGAGAAGAAGAGAGGAGGAAACGUGAGGAAGAAGAAGAAGAGGCGAGAAAAAGAGAAGAAGCAAGAGAGAGAGAGGAAGAGGAAGCUAAGAGACAAGAGGAAGAGAGGAAGAGACGUGAGAAAGAAGAAGAAGAGGCGAGAAAGAGAGAACAAGAACGAGAAAAAGAAGAGGAAAUGGCUAAGAGACAAGAGGAAGAGAGGCAAAGGAAGGAGAGGGAAGAGGCGGAGAGAAAGAAGCGUGAGGAAGAGGAAGAAGAGGCAAAGGAGAGAGAACAAGAAAGAGAAAAAGAAGAGGAGAUGGCUAAAAGACGAGAGGAGGAGAGGCAGAGGGAGGAGAGGGAAGAGGCAGAGAGGAAGAGGCGUGAGGAACAAGAAAUGAAGAAACGUGAGGAAGAAGCGAGGAAGAGAGAAGAAGAGAGAAAGAGCGAAGAAGAAGCGGCUAGAAGAGCAGAGGAGGAACGAAAAAGGCAAGAAGAAGAAGAAGAAGAGAAGCGGAAGCCGCCACAGCCACAACUACCGAGCAAAGGAUAA
Molecule: messenger RNA, 2061 nt
Organism: Microthlaspi erraticum
Lineage: Eukaryota; Viridiplantae; Streptophyta; Magnoliopsida; Brassicales; Brassicaceae
Source: the annotation of a GenBank genome assembly